AUGGUACAGAAAAGUAGUAUGUCCAGGACGCCUUCCACCUCGACCCAGGAGAUCCAAAUGGACAUGUUCGACCAUCAUCCUCAAUCACAGGGCAAGUAUGCCAAGAGGAAGAGCCGCUUCAAGCGCUCAGAUGGAAGCACCUCGUCCGACACGACAUCCAACAGCUUCGUCCGACAGGGUUCGGCCGACUCCUACACCAGCCGGCCGUCGGACUCCGACGUGUCCCUGGAGGAGGAUCCCGAAGCCUUGAGGAAGGAGGCGGACAGGCAGGCCCUCGCCACGUUGGAAAAAGCAAAGACCAAACCUGUGGCGUUUGCGGUACGGACAAACGUGGGCUACAACCCGGGUCCCAGUGACGAUGUUCCUGUGCAGGGAAUGGCCAUAUCCUUUGAAGCCAAAGACUUCCUACACAUAAAAGAGAAAUACAACAACGACUGGUGGAUCGGGCGUCUGGUGAAGGAGGGCUGCGAGGUGGGCUUCAUCCCCAGCCCGGUCAAGCUGGAGAACACCCGGCUUCUACAAGAGCAGAGGAUGAGGCAGAAUCGACUUAGCUCCAGUAAAUCCGGGGGGAGCUCUAGCUUGGAUGUUGCCACAGGAACACGCAGGCCCACCCCACCCGGCACAGCGCACGUGGACGUGCCAACGGUGACCUAUGACGUUGACCCCUUGGAGCUGGAUGGCGAGGACCUCCCUGAUUCGCAGGGGGACCCUCACUCCCCCAAGGGCAUGUCCGGCAGCGUGACCUCACCUCAGGCCAACGCGCACCGGCUGCCCUUCUUUAAGAAGAUGGAGCACGUGCCUCCCUAUGACGUGGUUCCUUCCAUGAGACCUAUAAUCCUGGUUGGACCGUCGCUCAAAGGCUACGAGGUGACGGAUAUGAUGCAGAAGGCUCUCUUUGAUUUCCUGAAACACAAGUUCGAGGGAAGGAUAUCUAUCACGCGGGUCACGGCGGACAUCUCGCUGGCUAAGCGCUCGGUCCUCAAUAACCCCAGCAAACACACCAUCAUCGAGCGCUCUAGCACCCGCUCCAGCCUGGAUGUACUGGCUGAAGUUCAGAGCGAGAUCGAGCGCAUUUUCGAGCUGGCCCGCACGCUGCAGCUGGUGGCCCUGGACGCCGACACCAUCAACCACCCGUCUCAGCUGGCCAAGACCUCGCUGGCGCCCAUCAUCGUCUACAUCAAGAUAGCAUCACCUAAGGUUCUGCAGAGGCUCAUCAAAUCCAGGGGGAAAUCCCAAGCCAAACACCUCAACGUGCAGAUGGUGGCGGCCGACAAAUUGGCUCAGUGCCCCCCUGAACUGUUUGACAUCAUCUUGGACGAGAACCAGCUGGAGGACGCCUGCGAGCACCUGGCCGACUACCUGGAGGCUUACUGGAAGGCCACGCACCCGCCCAGCAGCAACCCACCCAACCCGCUGCUCAACCGCACCAUGGCCACGGCCGCGCUGGCCGCCUCGCCCGAGCCCGUCUCCAACCUGCAGGGGUCUAACCUGGCGCACGGAGAGCCCCCAAAGAGGGAGGGGACGGAGAGCGGAGGGAGCGAAUACCAGGGAGGAAGACAUCAGCAACAGCAUCAAGAACAGCAGCAACAGUCGUACCUGCGCUCCUCCCGCGGUCAACUGCGAGGGGGCGGGGGCCGCGGUCUAUCCCGACAAGACACCUUCGACUCAGAGACGCAGGGCAGCCGGGACUCGGCCUACACCGAGGCCGGAGACUCCUGCAUGGACAUUGAGACCGAUCCCUACGAGGAGCCGGAGCCUUACCGCGGCGGAGGAGGAGGGGGCAGCCGCCUACACUCGGCGCAGCACCACGGACGCCAGGCCUCCUGGGAGGACGAGGGAGCCGAGCCGGACCAGGAGAACCUGAACCAGCCGCCGGUGCCCGGUCAGGGGGGACGGCAUCACGGGCGAGCCAAGCUGAGAGAGCGCUACUGCCAGGAGCCGCUGGACACGGGGGCCCACAAGGGCCGUAACAAGAACCAGGAUGACUGGGGCAGGGACGUCUACAUCCGCUGA
Molecule: messenger RNA, 2013 nt
Organism: Nerophis lumbriciformis (worm pipefish)
Lineage: Eukaryota; Metazoa; Chordata; Actinopteri; Syngnathiformes; Syngnathidae
Source: RefSeq, a predicted model, not a curated record